UGCACUUUCUUUGGUAUUUUUAUGUAAUUGUUAAUACACUAAGGCUGCAAUAUCCAUCAGUUUUCUUUUGUUGAUCAGCUACUUUACACUGGAGUUUUAGAUGCCAUGCCCACACAAGGCAAUCUACAAGCUCAACCAACUGAUGCUUUUGGUUCUAAAGGGAAAACCUUUGUGGUUAACCCAGGGGACGGGAAUGUUUUGCGAUGGCCUCAUGAACAGGGUCCUCCUAUUCAGCCACAUGUAAGUGUAACUUCAAAUAUCAAGGCCUCGGGAGACAAUAUAGUGGCUCCACCAAUUGGUGAUUUCAAUUUGAAUGGAAGAAUAUCCUCUAGUGGGAAUAAUCAGAUAGCUGAAUAUCAUGUUACAGAUAUACAAGUGCCUCAUAAACAGGAUGAUGCUAAAGGGAUGGUAAAUUGUUGUUUAACAGCACAAUUUAUUGAUGAUAGUUGGGAAUUGAAGAAGAAGGUACUUGCUUUUGAAAGAUUAGAGCAUGAUUUUGAUGCAGCAUCAUUGUGUGAGAUUUUUAAGAGAGUGCUUUCGAAUUGGAAUAUUGAAAGGAAAACAUACUCCUUAACAGUCCACAGUUCCUUGCCUAAUGUUGAGAUCGUUCAUGACGAGAAAAUUUGGCCUGCUGGCAUUUUCUAUCUCAGUUAUGAUAAGUGCAUCAGAGACAUAAAUUGUAUGAUUGUUGAUGUAUCUUUAAAAAGCAUUUAUGAAGUGUACGAGAAGAUGAAUCAUUGGGAAAAUAAAGAUUAUACUUUGAUGAAUGUGGAAUGCAGUAAUAAUUGGAGAAUUUGUAGCUUGAUUUUGGCUGUUGUUGCUAUUCUUCACCCAUCCUUGAAGCUUGACUUUGUGGAGUUUGUGUACAAGGGAAUCUAUGAGGAUACCAUUGCAAAGGAACACCUGGACAAAAUUUCUAAUUUUCUUAGAAGUCUUUAUGAUAAAUAUGCUAGUAGUUGCAGCAAUCACACAAAAUUUACUACUGCCAUUGGGGAUACUUGUUCUUCAUCACCGGCUAAUGCUGAUGAUAAAGUGUUGGACUCUUUUAGGAAGUAUAAAGUUUCCAAACAAAGCCGACCAGAACUUUGUCAGUAUUUGGAAGAGGAUGAAGGCUCCUCAAUGAAAAUUAACAUUUUAAAUUGGUGGUGCAAAAACAGCUCAAGAUUUCCAACACUAGGGAUGAUGGCUCGGGACUUUUUAGCCAUACCUUUGUCAACCUUUGUGUCAAAUUCUGCAUUUACCACAGAAGUUAAGAAAAUUGUUUCCAGCAAUGGUGAUCAAGAUUUGAAGAUCAUAAAUGCAAUGAUAUGCUACCAAGACUGGUCAGCAUUAGUAAAAGCAUCAGUAGGCAAUGAGAAGAGAGAUGAAAAGUUAACAAGGGAACCGAGAGUGUGGUCAGAAAAGGAUGUUCGGGAGUACUUGGUUUGGAAUUUUACAAAAGACGAUAUACAGCAUUUGGGAAAUUGGGAGAAUCAUAAAAGCACAGGACAAUCGAAGGUGAAAGAAUCAAUCUUAACUCCUCUUUUCAUCCCUCUAGUUGAUGCUAUUAUCCAAGCAACACCACAAGUGUAUUAUAUUGGGGAUGAGACCAUGGAUACAUACUUUGGUUUACUUAAGAGAAGGUCUGAAGAAAAUCCAAACAUUUUCUUGAAGCACGAUUACGUGGAUUCUUUAACAAUGAAUUUCUUGCUCAAUGGAUGCGAGCCUAUUGUGCCAAGUUGGAUCACUCCUGAGAAACAAAUCAAUACAUGCAAGUUGUUUCUACCAUUUUGUUUGUCAGACCAUUGGACUCUUUUCUAUGUCGACAUCAAGUAUCACAAAUUUGUAUGGUUGAAUUCACUUAGAGAUACUACAGAAGUGCCCAGUGUUACCCUAAAACAAAUUAGGAGCUGGUGUGAAAAUACUUUAUUGCCUGCCAUGGGCCUAAACAGUGCUACGAAUUGGCCUCUCAAUGUUCCAACAGAUAUUCCUAAGCAACAAAAUGGGAUUGAUUGUGGCAUUUUUGUAAUGAAGUAUGUGGAUUGCCUUACACAUGCCAAUUGCAUUGGUUUCCCCUUUUCUCAAGAGGACAUGCCUCACUUUCGGACGCGUAUAUUUCUUGAUUUACACAAUCAAAAAAUACAUGUUCCUGAAAGCCUGCAGAGCAAAGCAGAUGGGAUGAUUUUCUGAUCAUUUUUUUUCUCUUCUAAUACUUUAAUGGUCUUUUUCCUUUGUUCUGAUACCAACUGCAAAGCAAAUCUGAUGGGAUUAUUUUCUAAUUAUUGAUCUUUUUUUUUCUUUUCUAAUGCUUGUAACGGUCUUUUCCCUUUGUUUUGAUACCAUCCUGCAUGGCAAAGCAGAUGCUGUGAUUGUCCUGCCCAUCAAAGUGGUGUAUAUACAUAUGGCCUUUUGUUCAAAUGGUUAUAUAUGUUGUUAAAUGUCUAUUUCAUACAUUGAUGCAUAGAGGAAUGGUUAUUAGAAGGGUUAUUAAUUAGUAGGCCCUGCAUAAAGUUUCAUUUUUCUU
Rubroshorea leprosula is the source of this 2503-nucleotide messenger RNA. NCBI's taxonomy places the organism in Eukaryota, Viridiplantae, Streptophyta, Magnoliopsida, Malvales, Dipterocarpaceae. The record is from the annotation of a GenBank genome assembly.